Sycon ciliatum is the source of this 1278-nucleotide messenger RNA. RefSeq names its product mucin-5AC-like. The coding region runs from base 1 to 1278 and encodes 425 amino acids. The transcript has 7 exons. Lineage: Eukaryota; Metazoa; Porifera; Calcarea; Leucosolenida; Sycettidae. The record is from RefSeq and is a predicted model, not a curated record.
AUGGAUAGUUCACUCCUAGCCCACACUGCCACACCGCCACCAUGGGCAUCUCGAUCCUUCCUUAUUGGGGGUCAAGUUGUCAAUAUGAAUGCUGCUGGUACAGGACAAUCAACAACAGCAUUCACAGUGACAUUUGGUGAUGGACAACCUACAGCUGAUGUUACCCAUUACUUACCCACGUGUAUUGUGACCAGUGGAUCAGGAUCAUUCAUUCGACUAGAGAAGACUGAUGGUAGUCUAGUGUGGGCUGAGACAGGUGCCUUCUCAGGAGUUACUGUUGUAACGGUGAACACAACAGUACAUCCUAUACUGGACACAUCAUUCACUGGACUGUACCAUUGUAGAACAGUGGAUUACAACUCAACAGAAACAUAUCAACUCAACAUUGUAGCUGAACAAGUUCAGUCUGGACUAUCACCUACAUCACUGACAUUGCCCUACUCUGGUGUUUCGUACACCAUACCAUGCAUGUCAAGUGGAAACUUUCCUCUCAACGUAUCUUGGAGCUUAACAUUAUCUCUGGACUCACAGAAGAUACAGACGCUGACAUAUACGAAUAUGGUGGAUUCUAUGUUCAGCUUCCGAAGGAAUGAUUCCCAGAUUAUGUUUACAGAAAGUGAUACAUCAGGUGCUACCUUUAAUGUAAUCUGUACGACAUCGUAUACUACAAACUUUGAUUGUAUUGGAAUGGGAUCAAGUCCUCCACGGCCACAAAGUGCGAUUGACAGAUGUGUGAAUUCCGCCCAGGCACUAUCUACCACUGUCUCUGUCACUAUUCAAGUGCAAUGUCCUACUCUCACUAACAGCAAGUUCAAUUACAAACCUUUUGCCAGUUUCAACACACUACCAGGUACCACAGUAUCCAUCGAAUGCAUAACAGGGUUUUUGUCUAACAAUAGUAUGGAAAUAACCCAGUCUACAUGCCAGGGCAAUGGAAGGUGGCAACCAAGGCAACCUUUAUGUGAAAGGUGCAUUUUGGAAUGCAAUGACACUAACGUGGUGGAAUGUAAUCAUGUUGUGGGAAUGGCAGCUGUCAACUGUAUUUGUGGACAAAACCUCCAGUGGACCAUGGGCAAAUGUCAACUUAUUCCUACGGAUCCGGCUACUACUACGGUCAGUUCAGCAACUGAUUCAACAACAGGAUCAACACCUGAUUCAACAACAGGAUCAACACCUGGAUCAACACCUGGAUCAACACCUGGAUUAACACCUGGAUCAACACCUGGAUCAACACGUGAAUCCUGCACCACAACUAACGUACAAUCUCAAAUGAAUUGA